AGUUUCUCAGGGGGAUUGGAGAAGACUCUGAAAGAUGAGUGUGGAUUGGACCCAACUCCCAAAAGAAUUGGUGGAUAUAAUCUCCAAAAAACUCACUAUCUAUGGCGAUUACCUCCGGUUUCAGGCCGUGUGUCGCACGUGGCGGUCCUCCGUACCCAGUAUUCCGACCCAUCUCCCUCCUCAGCUCCCAUGGCUUAUGCUUCCCAAAUCCCAGUCCCGGCUCCAACCUCGCCGUGCCUUCUUCGAUCUUUCCAACCACAAGGUCCACAUCCUCAACCUCUCAGAAGCAGCUUCGCGCAAGCGCAGUUGCGGCUCCUCCCACGGCUGGCUCGUACUCCUCGACGAAACCCCUGAGGUUAUACUUCUAAAUCCGCUCUCUCGGGCCAAGCUUUUUCUCCCUCCGCUCUCCUCUUUCCCUAAUGUUAUAGCCUUCAAUUAUUCUCAUAUCGGCCGAGAAUACUUACUUCUUUUACUCUCUUCCGGCGAUCGCUACACGCGCAAUCUAAGGCAAAUGCGUGAUUACUUCAUCAAGAAAGUCGUAUUAUCCUCCAGUCCCGGGAUGGAUACAGGCUUCUUCGCAUUAGCGAUUCUGAAUCAAACUGGCGAUUUAGCCUACUGCAGAAACGGAGACAACUGUUGGAGGUUGAUUGAAGGCUUGCUUUCUUAUUGUGAAGAUGUCAUCUUCUUCAAGGGAUCAUUCUACGCUGUCGAUAAGUACGGAACAAUCAUGGUGUGUGAUCUUCGGGGCUAUACGCCUAAGAUUUCGAUCGUCGAAACGCCACGACAACUCGGUGGUGAUAUGCAGUAUUUGGUUGGUUUGGGAGACGAGUUGUUGCUGGUGACCCGGUAUCUUGAUCUUGAGUUGGAUUUCGAGCCUAGUAGGCAGAAUUUGAUCUUUAGGACCAAUCGCUUUGAGGUGUUCAGGCUUGACGCGAGCGGGUUACAGUGGGAGAGAAUCUUAAACUUGGGCGAUAAUAUGAUAUUUGUGGGUGAAAAUUCUUCAUUGUCAUUUUCAGCUUCUGAUUUUCCAGGUUGUACCGGGAACUGCGUAUAUUACACCGAUGAUUAUUCCUACACUAAUGAUGGGGUUUUCAUAGAACCCGAUUUGGGCAUUUACAGGUUAUCAGACGGAAGCAUCGAGCCGUUGCCCUGCUACCCUGCGAAUUCUUUUUAUGGGCUACAGUGGCCACCUCCGAUUUGGAUUACCCCUAAUCCGUGCUAAAUAAAGGCUGAAGGGAUUUUGCUCGGGGAAACAGGUAACCUAGCCAUGUGCUGUGUGGGUUGUGUUAUAAAACAGAUGAAGAUGAUACACUUGCUAUCUUGUGCUGUUCAGUUCUGUUCUGUUCUGUUAUAUGCUUAAUAUAUUCAAGAUCUUUGGAGCUUAUGUUUUAUGGGUAAAUCAAUCAGUGUGUACUGCGCUAUUGGGCAUAUUGUUGGAUCAAGAACUGGCAAGUGCUAUUGUUUAUGGUUUCAUCUGGGGGCUUAUCUGCAUUAAACAUAUAACUUAUUACAAUCUGAUCAGCAGAUUCUGGCCCCAAAAUUUGGCAGCCACAGACACGUGAUUUGAUCAGCAGAGCCUGGGUUUUUUUGAUAAUCUCCACAACAUUAAAAUUUUCCAGGAACAGGAUGGAUUUCACCUGCUCAAAGUUCAAGCCUGGCCACCACCUAGGCAAUUCUCCAAAUUUGGUGUUCAGUGAACAGAGAUUCUUCUGAUUUUUGCUUUGUGUGCGUGUUUCUUAUCUCUGUCUUUGAGCUGGGGAAACCCAGUUCAGUGGAUGUCUCCAAGGCCCAGUUCAUAUCUACCUCGUAACUCUCGCAAGCACAAAAUCUUUCUUUUCUAGAUUUUUAUUGGUUAUUGUUGAAUGCCAA
This is a messenger RNA of Carica papaya (papaya), 1869 nucleotides long. RefSeq names its product F-box protein SKIP23-like. Lineage: Eukaryota; Viridiplantae; Streptophyta; Magnoliopsida; Brassicales; Caricaceae. The record is from RefSeq and is a predicted model, not a curated record.